Messenger RNA from Olea europaea var. sylvestris, 585 nucleotides. RefSeq lists its product as uncharacterized. The coding region runs from base 1 to 585 and encodes 194 amino acids. NCBI's taxonomy places the organism in Eukaryota, Viridiplantae, Streptophyta, Magnoliopsida, Lamiales, Oleaceae. The transcript has 3 exons. The record is from RefSeq and is a predicted model, not a curated record.
AUGCCUAUAAAGUGUAAUUUAAAAUUACCACUUGAUGGAGACCCGAUAUCUGAUGUGGGUCAAUUUCAAAGAUUGGUGGGCAGACUGAUUUACCUCACAAUUACUCGACCCGAUAUCUCAUAUGCUGUCAGCCUGAUUAGUCGUUUUAUGUACUCUCCACGAGUUGCACAUAUGGAUGUUGUUAAUCGAAUUUUGCAUUAUCUUAAGGGGUCACAUGGAAGAGGUAUAUGGAUGCGUAAGAAUGGUCAUUCUCUUAUUACUGCAUACACAGAUGCGGAUUGGGCUAGCAGUACUAUUGAGAGACGAUCUACAACAAGGUAUUGCACUUUUGUUGAAGGAAAUUUGGUGACAUGGAGGAGUAAAAAGCAAAAUGUUGUUGCACGCUCUAGUGCUAAAGUUGAGUAUCGGCUUUUCAUGAACAAAGAAAAUACAUUGAAGUUGAUUGUCAUUUUAUACGAGAACAAGUCCAAGUCAAGAUAUUUUUGCACCAACUUGAAGGAGAGUGUUGGAGAAGAGAGAUAUUUGAAGGAUUUGCUAAUAUUGGAUAAUAUUAUGGCGCAAUCACGUUUUGGAAGAUUUCCAUAA